This is a messenger RNA of Meloidogyne enterolobii, 1023 nucleotides long. The record is from the annotation of a GenBank genome assembly. NCBI's taxonomy places the organism in Eukaryota, Metazoa, Nematoda, Chromadorea, Rhabditida, Meloidogynidae.
AUGUUUACUAUAAUUAUUCCCUUUUUAUUUUUUCUUGGUCAAUCUGUUUAUUCUCUAUCAGGCGGUCAAUGGUCAAUUCUAGCGUCAUCUCCCCAUUCUAGUAAUAAUUGGAUACAAGAACAACAAAGGCCCCAAGAAACAUCAAAAUGUUUAAAUAUUUCAGAAAGAUUUACUUUAUGUCAUGGAAUGCAAUAUAAAACAAUGAGAUUGCCAAAUUUACUUGAACACGAAACUAUGGAAGAAGCAAUUCAACAAAGUUCAGCAUGGAUUUCAUUGCUUCGAUUACAUUGUCACCCACAUACUAAAUUAUUUCUUUGUUCACUUUUUGCACCUAUUUGUCUUCCUCAAAUUGAAAAACCUAUUCAUCCUUGUGAAUCACUCUGUAAUGCUGUUAGGGAAGGUUGUGCAACAAGAAUGGAGAAAUACGGCUUUCCCUGGCCAGAAAUGCUUAAUUGUAGUCAAUUUCCUUCUGAUAAUGAUUUAUGUAUUAAACCUCCCUCCUCUAUUACACCUACAACAGAUGAAGAAGAAGAAAGAAAAAGAAAAUAUCCACCGCCAUUACUUGCUAAUGUUAAAGUCCUCAAAGUCAGAAUUCGCCCAAUAAAUUCAACAUAUAUGGCUAUUAUUAAAAGAAUGCGAAUAUUUAAAUCCUCAACUUCUUCCGCUUCUGGUUCUAUUGGUGAAAAAUCUACAAGAGAUCCAAUUGAAGAUAAACAUAUUUUAAUUAAAUUAUCAGAACAUGGAGAAACUCGUUGUUAUUGUCCUUUUGCAGAAGUAAAUACAAGUUCUUUACAAGGUGAAGCAAAAGAGAGACAAUUAACUUUUUUGGUUAUGGCUAGCGAAAAAAGAAGAAAUGGAGAAUUAUUAAAUGCUAAAUUAAUUGUCCCUUGGAGACAAGAAAAGAGCUUCAAACAAGCAAUAAGGCGAUUUAAAAAAUUAAAUUGCAAUACACUUGGAAGGGAAAUUCGAGAAAGUGUACUUAAUCAAAUGUUUAGAAGAAAAGUUGGUAGAGGAAGGAAUUGA